This is a messenger RNA of Mangifera indica (mango), 1026 nucleotides long. Its product is annotated as cyclin-dependent kinase F-4-like. Gene Ontology annotation, molecular function: protein serine/threonine kinase activity; ATP binding. NCBI's taxonomy places the organism in Eukaryota, Viridiplantae, Streptophyta, Magnoliopsida, Sapindales, Anacardiaceae. Gene Ontology annotation, cellular component: cytoplasm; nucleus. The coding region runs from base 1 to 1026 and encodes 341 amino acids. Gene Ontology annotation, biological process: protein phosphorylation; intracellular signal transduction. The transcript has a single exon. The record is from RefSeq and is a predicted model, not a curated record.
AUGGAGAAUUUUCAGGCCAUUCAACGUGUUGGUGAGGGGGCUUAUGGGAAAGUCUGGAAAGCUUUUGAUAAGCGUACAGGCGAGGUAGUUGCCAUCAAAAAGUUACGAAAAAGAUAUCAUUCUUGGGAGGAUUGCAUAAAUCUGAGAGAAGUGAAGUCGUUAGGCAAGAUGAAACAUCCUAACAUUGUCAAGCUUCAAGAAGUUAUUAAACAACACGAUUCUUUAUACUUUGUCUUUGAGUACAUGCAAACCAAUCUUAAUCGGAUUAUUCGUCAAAGGGAGUCUUUAUUCUCUGACUUUGAGGUGAGAAGCUGGUGUUUUCAAAUUCUUCUAGGUCUCAACCACAUACACCAAAAGGAUUAUUUCCAUCGUGACUUGAAGCCUGAAAACCUGCUUGUUUCUGAGAACAUAAUCAAGAUUGCUGAUUUCGGAAUGGUAAAGAAGAUAGAUUCUGAACCACCGUACACUGAGUAUGUUACAACUCUUUGGUACCGAGCACCUGAAGUGUUGUUAAAGUCUGGCAGUUAUAAUAGAAAAGUUGAUAUGUGGGCUGUGGGUGCAGUAAUGGCUGAGAUGUAUACAUUGCACCCUAUUUUUCCUGGAAAAGAUACAAUCGACCAGAUGUUCAAGAUUUGCAGAGUUUUAGGCACUCCAACUGAGGAGACUUGGCCUGAAGGAUUACUUUUGGCAAGAAGUUUAAGGUAUCAAUUUCCAGAGUUACCAGGAGUUAACUUGUCAAGGUUCAUGCCAUCUGUGAGUGAGGAUGCUGUUAGUUUGAUUUCAUGGCUUUGUUCUUGGGAUCCUUGCAAGAGGCCAACAGCUGCUCAAGCCUUGCAACAUCCUUUCUUCAGGAAUAAUGGCUUUUGGGCUCCACUUUCUUUUCUUGGUGUACCUCCAGGAUUUAAAGUGCCAAGGAGAGCAGUGAAGAGGAAUGAUAAAGUUUCAGAAUUUGACAUAACCGUUGGUCCUCGGAAGCGCCUGAAGCCAAAUCUUAUGAUGGAGACAGAAGUAGGAUUGCAAUGCUGA